Molecule: messenger RNA, 2876 nt
Organism: Acanthochromis polyacanthus (spiny chromis)
Lineage: Eukaryota; Metazoa; Chordata; Actinopteri; Pomacentridae
Gene: cetp
Product: cholesteryl ester transfer protein, plasma
Exons: 18
Coding region: 317-1813 (498 amino acids)
Biological process (GO): triglyceride transport; low-density lipoprotein particle remodeling; phospholipid homeostasis
Cellular component (GO): high-density lipoprotein particle
Molecular function (GO): phosphatidylcholine binding; cholesterol binding; cholesterol transfer activity
Source: RefSeq, a predicted model, not a curated record
CAGUGCUGUUAUCUGCUGCUCCUCCCUCUGCUGCCUUCAGCUGGAUCUGGUUUCACCCCCCUCCAACAGUCUUUGUUCAGCUCAUUGUGAGGAUGUUUGUUACCUGCUGAGACCAGCCAGGAGUGAUUCCCCUGAAGGCUCCUGGCCACUUUAAAGCCUCUCUGUGUUUUCUGUUGGUGAGAAUCCCGGCGGCCUGUGAUUGGUUGGAUGUCAGGGCUGGUCAGUAGAUAUCUGCAGGGCUUCCAGACUUUGGGUUAGUGGGCUGCAGACAGCAAACAGUCCACAGGGUUCAAAACCUUCGAGGUCCACGUGCACGAUGCCUCGUGAUGUUUUCCUGCUGCUGCUGGUUGUGUUGGGGGUGUCCAGCGGCUGCCUGCAGGACCCCACGACGGCCUACGGACUGACCGGGGUUGUGUGUCGCCUCACCUACCCCGCUGCUGUUGUCUUGAACGAGAAAACCACUAAAGUGAUCGAGGCAGCGUUCCAACAUGCUCGAUACCCGAGUAUGAAGGGAGAGAAAUCCCUGCUGUUCGUCGGCAAAGUCCUGUACAGCUUCGAGAAUUUGGAGAUUCACAACCUGUCCAUCGGUCGGAGUGCAUUUGAGUUGCGUCCAGGCGAAGGCAUCGCCAUGGAGAUCAGCAACGUAUCUGCAGUGUUCAGAGGAACCAUCCAGUACGGAUACGGCAGCUGGCUAGUCAACGUUGGACAUUCCCUGGACUUUGAGAUCGAGUCUCAGAUUGAUCUGGGAAUCAACCCCAAACUCUACUGUGGUGAAGGUAAAGUCGCAGCUGAUACGUCUGACUGUUACCUGAACUUCCACAAGCUCCGCCUUCACCUGCAGGGAGACAAAGAACCAAACUGGUUGAAGAAGCUCUUCACCGACUUCGUUACCUUCACUGUGAAGCUGGUCGUUAAAGGACAGAUCUGUAAGGAGAUCAACAAGGUGGCCAACAUCCUGGCCGACUUCAUCCAGGAGCAGGCAGAGCAGUUCCUGAGUGAUGGAAACAUCAGUGUGGAUAUCGGAGUGACGACGACUCCAGUUAUUACUGCUAACUACAUUGAAUCAUAUCACAAGGGUUUGACCAACUACAACAACACGACUGCUGUGAUCAGAGACUCUGGUUUCCAUCCCAGUCAGCUGACCGAACACAGGAUGCUCUACUUCUGGAUCUCAGACCAGAUGUUGAACCCGAUACUGUCUGCUGCUCACCUGGACGGACGCUUCCAGCUGAACGUCUCUGGAGACGAACUCUCUAACCUGCUCCAGACUCACCUGUCCAGCAGCUCACCUGAGCUCAUCACACAGUGUCUGAAGGAUCCGUCGUCCUCUCGGUUCUCCGUCUGGAGUUCUUCUGUUCCUCGUCUCAACACCUCCAGCUCCGGUUCCUCCGUCUGGACUCAGGCCUCAGCAGAACUUCACUGUGGAACCGGAGGAACGCCGACGCUCUCCUUCCAGACGGAUGUGGUUCUAGACGUCUCGGUUUCGUAUUCUGAGAAGAAACUCUUCUUGCAGGGAGACGUCAAACAAGUGUCUCUGAUCAGAGCCGAGCUUCCGUUAAACCGACAGCCGCUGCAGGAUGAGAAGCUCCAGGAGUUCAGCAGAGAAGCUGUGCAGAAAGUCGGAGUUCCUAAAGUCCUGUCUGUUCUGGAUGUGGAACUCACCCGACUUCUGGACAAACAAGGAACAAACUUAUUCACCAUCUUCAACCCUGAGGUUCUACCUGGAAACGGCUUCACGGUGAUUCAGAUGGACUUUGGGUUUCCUCACCACCUGCUGGUGGAGUUUCUAAAGAAAACUCUGGAGUCAACCUGAGCAGCUGCAGAACGUCAGGUCCGGAUUUUAAAAGUUUGAUUUGGUUCCAUAAAAGGUUCUGCAAUCUCCAUGUCACAUUUAAACACAUGGACUACGACACAAUUAAGUAAAAAACUGAAAUCAUCGGAGCUUCAGGAGAAACCAGCAAGACUUCUGUGGAACCAGAGGAGUCCAGAUGGUUCCUCCUGAAGCUCCUAUGAAAGAAAAGUUUUUAUAAUCGUAGGAGCUUCAGCAGAAACCAUCUGGACUUCCCUGGGAGGUUCUUGAACCUGAAGUCCAGAUGUUUUCUGCUGAAGCUCCUACGAUGACUGAGAAUCUCCACAGAUAAAAGUAGAACAUUUCCACUCUUUAGUCAGACCUCCUGCAUUCAGACCCAAACAAUUCACAUCAAGAGUCAAAUGAGAAGAAUUAUUUAGAAAGAAUCAUGAAGAUUUUGUUCCAACCUUGGAGAUGGCUUUUCAUCUGUAUUUACUUCCUGCUUUUUGGACACAUUUUCAGUCAUUUUUGGUAAAUUUUAAGACUUUUUUGCAGAUGUUGAAGCAUUUUUGAGUCAUUUUAUAAACAUUUAGUGUAGAAACAGGAAAAGUUCUGCAUUUAAAAUGAUAAAACAUCUACAUAAAAUUACACAUUUUAAAAAUCAUUCUGUAGAAAAACCUUUUAUUAAUGUACAUUAUUCUGGAUUAGAAUUCUGUUGUAGUCCAAUAAAUCUUAACUGAACUUUCUGGAGUCAUUUUUAGAGUUCUGGUUGGAAAAAACGAACAUUUAGAGAAGAACAGCUUUAACACAUUUAGAAUUGUUCAUAAAUCAAGAUUCCAGACGAUGUUUUUGGGUUUAAAUGUGAGUCCAGCUUCAGCAGCUUCAUGCUGGUCUCCACCUUCAGGACUUUAAGGUUCAACAGCCAGCAGGAGGCGCUGUUGGCCUUUUAUUCUGACGUUUAUCAAACAGGAAGCAGUCACUUUAUUCUUCACGUCUUUUGGUUUAUUUUCUCUGUUCUUUAGUUGAUGCUGUCUAGAUUCUGAGGUUUGUUCUCCAGAUGUUGAUUAAAAUCUGACAUGAAUUUAAA